GAGCGAGCGAGUGUUCGUGUGCGCGCGCGCGCGUUCCGUUUUUAACUCCCCCUCCCUCCCUCCCUCCUUCCCUCGCUCUUCCCUUCCUCCCUCCCUCCCUCUCUCUCUCUGUUCUGUCUGUCAGGGAGGGUCUCUUUCCUCUCUCUCUCUUUCUCCUCCAGUCUCGUCAGAGGCUCCCGCUAAAACGGCGAGCGGGUUCCUGUUUCCGUGUCUUUCCAUCUCUUUUCCCCCUUCCCUCCCUCCCUCCCUUUCCUUCCUUCCUUUUCCUCCAUCUCAGAGAGAGAGAGAGAGGCGAAGAAAGGCAGAGGCGACGAACCGACGAGAGCCCGCUGGCGGGCGACGAAGAUUCGGAUGAAUGACCUGUGACACUAGAACUUGGAUUAUUCAUCUUCUCAGAUAAUUUAAGUUCUUCUGUAGGACAAAUGCUGUGAGAACACAAUGUGGUGAAUCAACAGCACAGAAACCCUGGACCUUGUGAAACCAGAGCGAGGAGUUACAAUGUUUACUUUGUGAACUAAAACUGUGUAGUAGUGGGCAGAACAUCUGAAAAUGCGGCCAUGGACUGGCUCCUGGCGUUGGAUUAUGCUCAUUCUGUUCGCUUGGGGGACCUUGCUGUUUUACAUAGGUGGACACUUAGUACGAGACAAUGAACAUCCAGAUCAUUCUAGUCGUGAACUGUCAAAAAUAUUAGCAAAACUUGAACGGUUAAAACAGCAAAAUGAAGACUUAAGACGAAUGGCAGAGUCACUCAGGAUACCAGAAGGUCCUGUUGAUCAGGGUCCUGCUGCAGGAAGAGUACAUGCUUUAGAAGAACAGCUAAUAAAGGCCAAAGAACAGAUGGAAAAUUAUAAGCAACAAACAGGAGAUGUGGGCUUAGGAAAAGACCAUGAAAUAUUGAGAAGGAGGAUUGAAAAUGGAGCCAAGGAACUUUGGUUUUUUCUCCAGAGUGAACUGAAGAAACUAAAAAGUAUGGAAAGAAGUGAACUCCAAAGGCACACUGAUGAACUUCUAUCUGACUUGGGUGAUCAUGAAAGGUCAAUAAUGACAGAUCUGUACUACCUCAGUCAAACAGAUGGAGCUGGUGAUUGGCGAGAAAAGGAAGCCAAAGAUUUGACAGAUCUGGUACAGAGGAGAAUAAUUUAUCUUCAGAACCCCAAGGAUUGUAGCAAAGCUAAGAAACUAGUUUGUAAUAUCAACAAAGGCUGUGGUUAUGGUUGCCAACUUCAUCAUGUAGUCUACUGUUUCAUGAUUGCAUAUGGCACACAAAGGACGCUAAUUUUGGAGUCUCAGAACUGGCGCUACGCUACUGGAGGAUGGGAAACAGUUUUUAGGCCAGUGAGUGAGACCUGUACGGACAGAUCAGGAAGUACUACUGGGCACUGGUCAGGAGAGACAAAUGAUAAAGAUGUUCAAGUAAUAGAACUACCAAUUGUUGACAGCCUGCACCCACGACCCCCAUAUUUGCCAUUGGCUAUCCCAGAGGAUCUGGCUGAUCGUCUAAUUCGUGUCCAUGGAGAUCCUGCAGUGUGGUGGGUCUCACAGUUCGUCAAAUACUUGAUUCGUCCACAACCUUGGUUAGAAAAGGAAAUUGAGGAAGCCACAAGGAAACUUGGUUUUAAACAUCCAGUUAUUGGUAUACAUGUUCGUAGAACAGACAAAGUGGGAACAGAAGCCGCAUUUCAUCCUAUUGAAGAAUACAUGGUACAUGUGGAAGAGCGCUUCCAACUUCUCUCCCGUAGAAUGCAUAUUGAUAAAAAACGAGUUUACUUGGCUACAGAUGAUCCUUCAUUAUUGCAAGAGGCAAAAUCCAAGUAUCCAAAUUAUGAAUUUAUAAGUGACAAUUCUAUAUCAUGGUCAGCGGGUCUCCAUAAUCGAUACACUGAAAACUCUCUGAGGGGUGUGAUUCUGGAUAUUCAUUUCUUGUCUCAGGCAGACUUCCUUGUCUGCACAUUCUCUUCACAGGUUUGUCGAGUUGCCUAUGAAAUCAUGCAGACGUUACAUCCAGAUGCAUCUGCUUUUUUCCACUCUUUAGAUGAUAUCUAUUAUUUUGGGGGACAGAAUGCCCAUAAUCAGAUUGCCAUUUAUGCUCACCAUCCCCGAACUGCUGACGAAAUUCCUAUGGAACCUGGAGAUAUAAUUGGUGUUGCUGGAAACCACUGGGAUGGUUACUCAAAAGGCAUCAAUAGAAAAUUGGGGAAAACAGGCCUAUAUCCCUCCUACAAAGUAAAAGAGAAAAUUGAGACAGUCAAGUACCCCACAUAUCCGGAGGCUGACAAAUAGAGACAACCUGGAUAACUCACACCAACACUCACUUUAAAGCUCUUUCAACCAACCAUACUAACUGUUGGCUUUGGUGGGAUGUGAAUUUGCAUUUUAACAUCUUGUUAAAAUGAAUGCCUUUAUCGUUCAGACUGGAUAUAAAGCUUGGAAGAGUUGGAUGGGCCAUUGUCUGGACUUCCUUUGUUAUAUGCACUCGCACACAUGCACAUUGAUAUACAUUCAACAGAGAAUCUGUUGUUUUAUACAGUCAUCUCCUUAAGGAUAUGUCCUUUCCAUGAGUCAUAUAUGAGCAUUGGGCUCAAUCCUCUGCCAUUAAUAGACUAUAAUAAGACUUUAACACUGCUGCAUUGUGUAAUUUGAGUGAUAUAAGCAUAUUUUGUAUGUGCAGAAUCUAAAACAUGGUGCCUCUCUUUGAAAGAUCAGUGACCUUUUGGAAGAGCCAUGCCAAUCCUGCUGAUAGGCAAGAGUCUUACUUGCCUUGAACUAAUGUUUUUCUGACCACUGAACAUGCUUCAACCAACAGAUUCAAAAAUCAGGCUAGACCUUUCUUUACAGAGGUUUUGUUAGCAAAUUCAAUUUAGUUCAUCUCAUCAUUAAUAAAGAGUACAUCCAACAAUAAAAUAAUUGUCUAGUAGGAACUUUUGUAAAACAAUGCCAUGAUUCUUUAGUACUGUUUCUGGACAUUGUCUUUGAUAACAAAAAUAAAUUAAAAAAAUGAA
Molecule: messenger RNA, 2999 nt
Organism: Anolis sagrei ordinatus
Lineage: Eukaryota; Metazoa; Chordata; Lepidosauria; Squamata; Anolidae
Gene: FUT8
Product: fucosyltransferase 8
Biological process (GO): protein N-linked glycosylation
Cellular component (GO): Golgi cisterna membrane
Molecular function (GO): protein binding; glycoprotein 6-alpha-L-fucosyltransferase activity
Source: RefSeq, a predicted model, not a curated record